UUUCGCAAGGGGCGGAGUUCCUACACACAAUGUGUUUUACCCUUCAGACGUGCGGGAAGAAACGUGAUUCAAUGGUAUUAAACCGUUAGUUCGGGAGAGAGACCGGGCGAGACCCGCGGUGUACAAGCAUCCUCAAGGGUAAACAGCAAAGAGGAUCAUGGGGGGAGUGGUUGUGGACGACGGCCCCAGCGGAGUGAAAGCUCCGGAUGGAGGUUGGGGUUGGGCGGUCCUAUUUGGCUGCUUCGUCAUCACUGGAUUCUCCUACGCCUUUCCAAAAGCUGUGAGUGUAUUCUUCAAGGAGCUGAUCCGUGAGUUUGGCGUUGGCUACAGUGACACAGCGUGGAUCUCCUCCAUCUUGCUGGCCAUGCUCUAUGGAACAGGUCCUCUAUGCAGUAUUCUGGUGAAUCGCUUUGGCUGUCGCCCAGUGAUGUUGGUGGGGGGUCUGUUCGCCUCUUUAGGAAUGGUCCUUGCAUCUCUUUCUACAAGCAUCAUUCAUAUUUACCUGUGCACAGGGGUCAUCACAGGUUUGGGCCUGGCUCUGAACUUUCAGCCGUCCCUCAUCAUGCUGAACCGAUACUUCAGUGAGAAGCGCCCUCUUGCUAAUGGGCUAGCAGCCGCAGGUAGCCCAGUUGCCCUGUGCUGUCUGUCCCCGCUGGGCCAGGUAUUACAGUACAGUUAUGGCUGGCGUGGAGGCUUCCUCAUCCUAGGUGGGAUUCUGCUGAACUGCUGUGUAUGCGGAGCCCUCAUGAGGCCCCUGGUGGACCCAAAGAAGCCAAAGGACGACAAGGGUCAGGAAGCUGCAGCGGUGGAGAAGAAGCCCAAAGCUAAGCUUCUGGAUUUCACUGUGUUCAAAGACAGGGGCUUUCUCAUUUACACUGUGGCUGCCUCCAUCAUGGUGCUGGGCCUGUUUGUGCCACCAGUCUUCGUGGUGAGCUAUGCGAAGGAGCUGGGCAAUGAGGACACCAAGUCAGCCUUGCUCUUGACCAUUUUGGGUUUCAUUGAUAUCUUUGCCCGGCCCACCUGUGGCAUCAUCGCUGGCCUCAAAUGGGUGCGGCCGCGUUGCGUCUACCUGUUUAGCUUUGCCUUGAUCUUCAAUGGCACCACAGACCUGAUUGGCUCCAUGUCCAUGGACUAUGCCGCGUUAGUCGUCUUCUGUAUCUUCUUUGGCGUCUCCUACGGCAUGGUGGGUGCGCUCCAGUUUGAGGUGCUGAUGGCCAUUGUGGGCACCGAGAAGUUCUCCAGUGCCAUCGGCUUGGUCUUGCUGAUGGAAGCCAUUGCUGUGUUGGUGGGACCGCCCUCUGCAGGCCGUUUGCUUGAUCACACCCAUAAAUAUAUGUUCGUCUUCUUGUUGGCUGGCACUGAGGUGGUCCUGUCUGCCAUAGUGCUCGCCACGUGCAACUUCUUUUGCAUCAAGAAGAGCCCACAGGUUUCAGAAGCUAAGCUGGAGAUGGCCGUGGCAGAGACGGAGACGGAGCAGCUCAACAAGCCGGCGGAGGAUGAGCAGCAGAGAAGCAAAGAGGCGGAGAAAGAGCAGCAGGGGGAGAAUGAGACAGAAAUGGAGAAGGACCUGGAAGACAAGCAGCCCAGCAGCCCCCAAGCGCAGUCUGAAGCGGAGGAAACCCCAAAGGACAGUGAAGAGCAAAAUGGAGGUCUCGUCGCCAACACAGAAACCUAUCUCUGAGAAGCAAGAACAGCAAAAAGGAGGAGAAAGCAAGCUGAAAUUUCACAACCUCCCGCUGACGAAACGAUGAGAAAACCAUGUACGUGUUACAACAAAGGGGACUCUACUGCCUCCUUUGCUAAUAAUUGGUGUUACAUAGUGUUUUGUGUGGUGUAAUAUGCUCUAGUGGGUUCUGUCAGAAUGCCUAGCAGACACACGUGCUGAUGAUGAAUCAAAGAAGCAUCCCGAAAUGGAACAAACUAUUACUGCCUCUCACAUAAAAGGAGGCGAGAUUCUCUCUGUAGAAGCACUCCAGCCUUUUCCCUCACUGCGAAGAUGCUUCCAAAGCAUUGUUAGAAUUUCCAGAGAUUUCCACCUUUCCUGCAAUGGUAUCCUGAAAAUCUUGAAUUCACCUUGUAGGCUCGAGUCUGAAUCUGACUGUUUUAGCUUGCUUUAACCUUGCAUCUGGAGUGAACGCAAACUCUAUACUGCGUGGACCUUGUCAGUAUGUUCGUCGUGACCCCCAGUGGUAUGACCGUGGCCAAGAAUGCAAGACGAAGACAGCAGGGUCCUGCUUCAAAUCCUGAAUCACUGUUCCAGGUAAUAUUCACACGGUAUAUAAAUAUUUACACUUAAUGGAGCUAGAAAGUUUAAGGGACUGUAGCCCUGAUAAAUAAAAAUCAAAAUGCCGAAUAUUGCGCACGCAAGCAAGUUCGUGCUUUAUGGCUGUAGCGAAUAAGAACAUCUAGUUUAAAGGUUAUACGCAGUGCACAGAAUCACCUGAUACCUACAUUCUGUGAUAUUGUGAGCAUAGUUCAUAAAUGUCAGCAUAAGGAUACAUUUUUUGCUGUCAAACUAAAGAAGAGGCGACUUGCAGGCUCUUAGAUUCUUGAUUAUUUAAAAAGGUUCACAGAGAGCUUUUGUUGAACCUUGAUAAGGCAGUACAGUAAAACCUUUAAGUACAGUCACAGAGGGAGACAUGAUGUGCUUAUUACUCUCAUGCAUUUUUUGCUUUUUUUUUUAAAUGUAUUUUUAAAUGAACCGUUGAGUUAUUUUCAUGAUGCAUGUCAUUUAGGAUCUUAAGUAUAUUUCUGGUUUGCCGAGAAACUGGUUAAAAUGGGCAUUAGUCACUGUACAUGGGACACACUGUUUUGUUUUCACUGUCCGUAGGAACUGAAAAACAGUUUUUGUUUUUUUUUUUUUUUGUUCCUACAUCUACAUACAUUUCCCCUGAUAUCCUUUAUGCAAAAGUGGGCUUGAAAAUGUUGGUAUUGAGUUCACAGACAAACUACUGCCUCAGUUUAUGGUUUAAUUUCGAGAUCCAUAGCUAGUUAGUGAUUAAGUCUAAGCUAUUAAAAUAAUAAACUGGUUGAUCUUCAGCCUCCUGUUUAGUGUGAGCUGGACCAUGUAUUGGAACCCGGUCAGAAGUCCGGCAACAAGACCAACAGGCUUCUUUAAAGUGCACAUUAGCUCAUCCUGUUCCUUGGACCAAUUCUUGGAUGCCUUGCCUGCUGCUUAUUGCUGAGUGUGACAUCACUGCUUGUAGGGAGCACUGGGAGAGGAAGAUGGGUCACUUUUGGGGAAAGCCUUAAAGAAGAAACUAGAGGGCGAGGCUGGCUUGUAAUAUUUUUUUUUUGUAUAACAACAAAAGCCCAGUUUAUCCACUGUGUCCUGUUGGUAACUAAAGACCAUUAAAGAGUCUUUCCUUCUUUUCGGAUGUAAAUGUCACAGGCCUUUCAUGCACUGGAUUGCUGAAAUUAUUUUACGGAAAUUGCAUACGUGUGAAGCUGAGUUUUAGUCUGGCCUCCUGUUGAAUGUAACGCAACAGCAAUUUGCAAUCUGCACAGGACCCCGUUUCCUCGCACAGGUACAACCUCCAUCCUGCAGUGGCCCUGCAUUUGUGUCUGUUUGUGCACGUUUGUAUGGAUAUUUCUGGCGUGUGACCCAUAGUACUGUGUUGCACCAUCAUAUGUGAAGCUGUACCGCUCUCUCAGUUUCGCGAGCAGAGGGGAGGGACGUCUAACCACCAGAAGCAUACAAUCUUAGGGACUAAAGGAGAAGUUAUUUAAAAAAAAAAAAAAACAACAUUUGCAUUUCACAAGUUCAAACAGAGCACAGGGACUCUGCUGUUUUGCCUCCUCCCAGGCUUAGAGCAGAAUGAUAAGGAUAAUUGUCACACGGUUUCAAGAAAUGCUACUAGUAAAACGGAUACAAGUAGGUGCUUGUGGUAAAUGGUAAAUUGUUGAGCAACUAACCUCAGCUAUUUCAGCGGCAGAUGUGUUACUGUCAUACACUCUGCAGCAGUGGGCUUAAGGCGUCCAGCUGCCACUUUCUCGGUCCGUAUUGCUGCAGACUGUCCUCAGCAUUUAGGUCCCCAACCCCCCCCCCGAUCUCCACAUACUUCAAGCUGAGUAUUGUGAAAUGCACCUUUGUGUCUCCAUGUAUUUUAUUAUAUUUAAACCAGACAAAAAACGUAUCAAGUGUACUCAGACAACCAGGCUCUUCCUCUCUGGUUAUUUGUUCUAUGAAGGUACUUUAUAUUUCACUGGGAGAAGAGAUAUAUUUUUUUUACGUGCCUUUACCUGUUGCUGACUUAGUGAAUAAAUAUUUAUUCUGUGGGA
Messenger RNA from Paramormyrops kingsleyae, 4281 nucleotides. It is a transcript of the gene slc16a3b, whose product is annotated as solute carrier family 16 member 3b. The record is from RefSeq and is a predicted model, not a curated record. Gene Ontology annotation, biological process: transmembrane transport; monocarboxylic acid transport. Gene Ontology annotation, cellular component: basolateral plasma membrane. NCBI's taxonomy places the organism in Eukaryota, Metazoa, Chordata, Actinopteri, Osteoglossiformes, Mormyridae. Gene Ontology annotation, molecular function: lactate:proton symporter activity.